Messenger RNA from Lagenorhynchus albirostris (white-beaked dolphin), 5940 nucleotides. RefSeq names its product NCK associated protein 5 like (gene NCKAP5L). Bases 1151 to 5251 code for a protein of 1366 amino acids. NCBI's taxonomy places the organism in Eukaryota, Metazoa, Chordata, Mammalia, Artiodactyla, Delphinidae. The transcript is spliced from 11 exons. Gene Ontology annotation, cellular component: microtubule plus-end. The record is from RefSeq and is a predicted model, not a curated record. Gene Ontology annotation, biological process: microtubule depolymerization; microtubule bundle formation.
UAGGUCACAGUGGGAUUCAGGCCUCCCUGCCCUGGGAUCCCCAGGGGCUCAGAUCAGGAGUGGCAGUAGUUGGCUUUGUGGGGUGUGUUGGGUCCCUGCCCUCCUCAACACGCAAAGCCACAUAUACCUACUGCACAGCCAGCCCUCGCAGUCUGGGCCUUAUGCCUAAGCUGGAUGCUUUUUUAUUUAUUUUUAUUUUUUUUAGGAUAAGAUACCCUCCUAAACCACCUUCACCCUUAGUUUGGUUUUUGUUGUGUGAAGAAAACAAAGACUCGAGGUUUCUACUGUUUUAUCUUUCCCUUUUCUGGCCUCCAGACACUGCCCUUUCAUCCUACUCCCCUCCUUCAUCCCCCUGUUUUUUUUUUUUACACUCCCCACCCCAGCCCCUCUACUCCUGGAGGUGUCCACUGGGGAACUAAGUGGUGAGGGGGCUGAGGGGACACUGGUGAUCUGUGGGGACAGGCCUCUCCUAGAGCAGUGGGAGCCUCUGCCUGGCAAGAGGAUGGUGGCCCAGAGAUGGGUGAUGUGGGGUGGCCUGGAACUGGUCCAAUGGUGGAGGUAACCCGAGGCCUUUUUUGGUUUUAACCUCUAUUUGUGUAUGUGGGAAGGAGGAUUUUUCCUGAAUUAUUUCGUUUCUUUCGAGGCCUGUCCAUUUCUAAAUAUAUCAUGCAUGAUAAUGUUGCGAGCAAAAUGAAGUUAUACUUGAUACAUUUUUAUGACGUUAAAAUAACAAAGGACUUUAGAUUGUGGCAGAGUGUUAAAAAAUAAGCAUUACACAGUUUUUCCUUUUAUUCUGGUUUUCAGAAGCCCCCUUCCCAUUAUUGUGCACACAUGCUUGUUCUCUCUCCCUCCCCCAUCCCACCCAGAAAGGAGCAUUCUCCCUUUCUGCUGUUACCCUUUCUCUUUCUAGGGUAUCAGGCAGAGAAGAAUGAGGACUGGGCUGGCCCUGCAGCUGGAGGGCUGGCAGGGACGGGGUUGAAGAGGAGGAGGCCCCUGAGGGCAGGGCAGAGGGGCAGCACCUCACAUCUUCAGGAGACCCUCCUGCUCAGACCCCCUGGGUGACGGGCCUGGGACUCAGAGUCCACUUGCAAGUGAAACGCUGAAGUAGCAGUGGGCUCCAAAACGUGAAAAACCUCCAUUUAUUGAGUCCAUGCAAGACACUCUACAUAUCUCACUUCAUGCUCCAACAACCCUUUGGACUAAGUAUUCUUAUCCCCAUUUUACAGGCAAGGUGACCAUUCUGGCUGCUUGCAUGAGUGUGCCAGCCUGGGUGAGAAGGCAGAGACAGGCAGAGAACUCGGCACUCGCCCAGGCCAAUGAAAACCAGCGGGAGACCUACGAGCGCUGUCUGGACGAGGUUGCCAACCAUGUGGUGCAGGCGCUGCUGAACCAAAAGGACCUGCGGGAGGAGUGCAUCAAGCUGAAGAAGAGGGUAUUUGACCUGGAACGGCAGAACCAGAUGCUGAGCGCCCUGUUUCAGCAGAAACUUCAGCUCACAGCAGGCUCCCUCCCUCAGAUCCCACUCGUCCCACUCCAGCUGCCUUCAGAGCCACCAGCCUCUCCCUCCCUGAGCUCCGCUGAGGGACCGGCCACCUCGCUGCCUCUGGGGCGCUGUGCUGGGCAGAGAGAGGUGUGUUGGGAGCAGCAGCUGCGGCCAGGAGGCCCAGGACCCCCGGCCGCCCCAUCCCCAGCGCUGGAGGCCCUAUCCCCGUUCCUUCGAAAGAAAGCCCAGAUCCUGGAGGUGCUGAGAGCCCUGGAAGAGACUGACCCCUUGCUUCUGUGCUCACCUGCCACCCCCUGGCCGCCUCCAGGCGAGGGUUCCGGCUCCCCAGAGCCCAUCAAUGGCGAGCUAUGUGGCCCACCUCAGCCUGAACCCUCUCCCUGGGCCCCCUACCUGCUACUAGGUCCUGGUAGCCUGGGAGGCCUGCUGCACUGGGAGCGCCUCUUAGGGGGCCCAGGGGAGGAAGAGAGUGCUGGGCGGCCCUGGGGCCCUGGUAGGGGCUCCCCACAGGCCCAGGGCACCGGUUCCGGGCCACCCUGCGCCCCAGGCAGCAGCUCCUCCUCCUCUUCUGAUGAGGCAGGUGACCCCAACGAGGCACCCAGCCCUGACACCCUGCUCGGGGCCCUGGCCCGCAAACAGCUGAACCUGGGCCAGCUCCUCGAGGACACGGAGUCUUACCUACAGGCCUUCUUGGCCGGGGCCGCUUGCCCACUCGGCGGGGAACAGCCGGGUCCCAGGCAGCCAUCCUCCCCAGACCAGGGGCCCCCACAGCUGUCCAAGUCCAAAGGCCUCCCCAAGUCAGCUUGGGGAGGGGGUACCCCGGAGGCCCACAGGCCGGGCUUUGGUGCUACCUCAGAGGGCCAGGGGCCUCUCCCCUUCCUCAGCGUGUUCAUGGGUGCAGGGGACGCCCCCCUGGGCUCACGGUCUGGCCACCCCCACUCCUCAUCUCAGGUGAAAAGCAAGCUCCAAAUUGGCUCCCCUUCUCCCGGGGAAGCCCAAGGACCCCUUCUGCCCUCUCCAGCCAGAGGCCUCAAGUUUCUAAAGCUGCCUCCAGCCUCAGAGAAGGUACCCAGCCCAGGGGGCCCCCAGCUCAGCCCCCAGCUCCCCCGGAACUCCCGAAUCCCCUGUCGGAACAGUGGCUCAGACGGCAGCCCCUCCCCGCUGCCGGCCCGCAGGGGUCUGGGCGGAGGAGAGCUGUCCCCAGAGGGGGUGCAGGGUCUGCCCACCAGCCCGUCACCCUGCCCCACAACCCCAGAUUCUGCACAGCUCAGACCUCCCCAGCCAGCCUUGUCCACUACGCUUUCCCCGGUACCAGUGGUGUCUCCUUGCUACGAGAACAUUCUGGACCUUUCCCGGAGCACCUUUAGGGGGCCUUCCCCAGAGCCACCUCCAUCCCCGCUGCAGGUGCCCACCUACCCACAACUAACUCUGGAGGUGCCACGGGCCCCUGAGGUCCUCAGAAGCCCUGGAGUCCCCUCCAGCCCUUGCCACCCAGAAUCCUGCUCCUAUGAGAGUGCCCAGGAGAAGAGUUUGGACAAGGCAGGCUCAGAGUCUCCCCACCCUGGCCGCAGGACCCCCGGCAGCUCGUCCAAGAAAACUGGUCAGGGGCCGGGCCGGCGACCUGGGGAUCCUGGCUACACACCUCUGCGGGACAGACUAGCAGCCCUGGGGAAACUGAAGACUGGCCCCGAGGGGCCCCAGGGCCCAGAAAAGAAUGGGGUGCCAGCUAGGCCUGGCACCGAGAAGGCCCGGGGAGGAGGGAAGUCAGGGGAGAGCACUGGAGACACAGCGCCCUCUGCCUCCAGGCCCCCUGAGCAGCCAGAAGCCAAGGGGGCCCUGCGGGGGGCCGUGGCCUUAGGCACAAGCAGCCUGAAGCAACAGGAAUCUGGGCUCCUGGGGGACCCUGGGUCCCGAGUCUACUCUUCCCACUCCAUGGGGGCCCGGGUGGACCUGGAGCCUGUCUCACCAAGGAGCUGCCUCACCAAAGUGGAGCUGGCCAAGAGCCGGCUGGCAGGGGCCCUGUGCCCCCAGGUACCCCGCACCCCUGCCAAAGUGCCAACCUCAACCCCCAGCCUCGGCAAGCCCAAUAAGAGUCCCCAUGGCAGCCCGACAAAGCUGCCUUCUAAGUCGCCCACCAAGGUGGUGCCCCGACCUGUGGCCCCACCAGCCACCAAGGAGCCCCCCAAGCCUGACAAGGGGAAGGGCCCACCCUGGGCAGACAGCAGCAGCACUACAGCCCAGCCCGCACCCCCAGCACCUGGCCCUGCCGACCCAGGCCCAGGCCCUGAGGGGCGGGCCCCACACUCGGCCAUUGAGGAGAAGGUGAUGAAGGGCAUCGAGGAGAACAUGCUGCGGCUCCAGGGCCAGGAGCGGGCCCCCGGCACCGAGGCCAAGCACCGCAACGCUAGCAGCAUCGCCAGCUGGUUCGGCCUUAAGAAGAGCAAGCUGCCAGCGCUGAACCGCCGCACAGAGGCCGCCAAGGGCAAGGAAGGGGCUGGUGGGGGCUCCCCGCUCCGGAAGGAGGUCAAGAUGGAAGCCCGGAAGCUGGAGGCCGAGAGCCUCAACAUCUCCAAGCUGAUGGCCAAGGCGGAAGACCUGCGCCGGGCACUGGAGGAGGAGAAGGCCUACCUGAGCAGCAGGGCCCGGCCACGGCCCGGGGGACUAGCGCCAGGGCCCGGUGCAGGCCUGGGGCAGGUGCAGGGCCAGCUGGCCGGCAUGUACCAGGGUGCGGACACCUUCAUGCAGCAGCUGCUCAACAGGGUGGAUGGCAAGGAGCUGCCCCCCAAGAGCUGGCGGGAGCCCAAACCUGAGUAUGGCGAUUUCCAGCCAGUGUCCUCUGACCCCAAGAACCCCUGGCCGGCCUGUGGGCCCCGAAAUGGCCUGGUGGGCCCUCUUCAGGGCUGCGGAAAACCUCCUGGGAAGCCAAGCAGCGAGCCGGGGAGGCGGGAAGAGAUGCCCUCAGAGGACAGUCUGGCUGAGCCAGUGCCCACCUCACAUUUCACAGCCUGUGGCUCUUUGACUCGAACUCUGGACAGUGGCAUUGGGACCUUCCCGCCCCCAGACCAUGGCAGCAGUGGGACCCCCAGUAAGAAUCUUCCCAAGACCAAGCCACCACGGCUGGAGCCCCCAGCCGGGGUGCCCCCAGCUCGGCCCCCACCCCUUACCAAAGUCCCCCGCCGUGCCCACACACUGGAGCGUGAGGUGCCUGGCAUAGAGGAGCUGCUGGUGAGCGGGCGGCACCCCAGCAUGCCGGCCUUCCCCGCCCUGCUCACCGCUGCUCCGGGCCACCGGGGCCAUCAGACCUGUCCCCACGGUGAGUGCCUGGGCAGGGGGGUGGGCCUCUCUGGGAGCUCCACCCACCACCCACCUUCCCCUUGUCCCCGGAUAGAUCCUUGUGAAGACCCAGGCCCUCCUGCUCCUGUCCAGCUGGCCAAGAACUGGACCUUCCCCAACGCGAGGGCAGCCAGCGGCUCCUCUGACCCUUUCCUAUGCCCACCCCGACAACUGGAGGGGCUGCCCAGGACCCCCAUGGCCCUGCCCGUGGACGUGGACGAAAAGCGGAGCCUGGAGCCCAGCCGCCCAGCUCCUGCGCCCCAGGGCCCAGCGUUUGGGGGGAGCCGCACCCCCAGCACAUCGGACGUGGGCGAGGAAGGGAGAGUGGCCAGUGGGGGUGCCCCGGGGCUGGAGACCUCAGAGUCUCUCAGUGACUCACUCUAUGACUCGCUGUCCUCCUGCGGGAGUCAGGGCUGAGCGGUUGCAGCGGCCACGCCCCGCUCUGGCGUCGGAGGCCGCGGACUGGGCCGGCUCGCCUCACUCCCCGCCCUCCCGGGGCCCGUGGGGCCCCUCCCUGAAGGGACCAAGGAGGUAGAUGGACAAGAAGGUGAAGGGGGUCCCCGGCACACCCCACUGCCCGCCGCUGCUGUGGAGGAGAUGACCGCUCUCAGCUCAGGGAGAGACCCCACCCUUGGUCCCUUCUCUCACCCAGAGUAAGGCUCUUCCUCUGCGGGACUGGGGGUUCGAGGCCGCUGUGUCCCGGCCCCCAGCUCCCACUUCAGGCUGAGCCAUCUUGUGGUGCUGGGCUUCCUGCCCACCAGCCGUGCCAUCUCCAUCCACCCUGGCAGCUCCCCUGCCUCAGAAGCCCCGUGCUGGUGGAGUUCAGGGGCGAGGGGUCAAGUUGCCUUCUCUCUGUCUGCCCUGGCCCUCCCCGCUGUCUGGAUGGUGCUGCCCUCUCCUGCCCCAUGUCUUUGGGGCCCAUUUGUUGUCUUUUUUGUUGUUUUUUUUUUUUAUAUUAAAACACCUGGCCCAGUCUCCACCCGCCCGCGCCCCCUCCUCCCAUCCCCGCACUGCGGUUAAUUUAUCUGUUGUUAAAAAACGCGGCUGCUCUGCUUCCAGCCUCUGCUUCUGCCGUAUCCCUAAUAAAACGUGGAGGCCCCUCCCUG